ACACUUCAGUUACUCUGGGGGUUUCGCCUAAGGCUGUUCUUCAACGUUUGGGCUGUUGAAGAAACUUUAAAAUUUUUAUAUGCAGCAAAAAUAAAUUUAGUAUUCAACAGGAAGUGACCAAAAAGAAACUCCACCCCUGCGAUUGCAUGACUAACAUAAGGUUUCUCGUGAGCAGACAGCAGCAGUGGACACUGUAAUUAGCAUCAAACUGAUUUACAUCGUAAGGACCAAGAUGGGGAAUCUUCAUCUCUCUUUAAUGCUCGUCGGUGUUCUUAGAGCUUCUCUGCUGGCUGAUGGCGCUAACAUGCGUCUCAUUGGUGGCACCGACUCCUGCUCUGGUAGAGUGGAGAUCCUGUAUAAUGGUCAGUGGGGAACAGUGUGUGAUGAUGCCUGGGACCUGAAAGAUGCAGAGGUGGUGUGUAGACAGCUUGGAUGUGGUAAAGCGGUCACCGCUCAUCAAAGUGCCCACUUUGGUCAGGGAAGUGACCCAAUAUGGCUGGAUGAUGUUCAGUGUUCUGGAAGUGAAAGCUCCAUCACACAGUGCUCUCAUAAUGGAUUUGGAUCACACAACUGCAACCAUGGUGAAGAUGCUGGUGUUACUUGCUCAGGUAACAUACGACUCAUUGGUGGCAGUCACUCCUGCUCUGGUAGAGUGGAGCUCAUUGGGGAUGGCCAGUGGGGAACAGUGUGUGAUGAUGACUGGGACCUGAAUGAUGCAGAGGUGGUGUGUAGACAGGUUGGAUGUGGUAAAGCGGUCACCGCUCAUCAGAGUGCCCACUUUGGUCAGGGAAGUGACCCAAUAUGGCUGGAUAAUGUUCAGUGUUCUGGAAGUGAAAGCUUCAUCACACAGUGCUCUCAUAAUGGAUUUGGAUCACACAACUGCAACCAUGGUGAAGAUGCUAGUGUUACUUGCUCAGUUCGAGAGAUCAGGCUGAUGAAUGGUCCGAGUAACUGUUGUGGUCGAGUGGAGAUCCAGCACAGAGCCCAGUGGGGAACAGUGUGUGAUCAUCUCUGGGACUUAAAGGAUGCAGAGGUGGUGUGUAGACAGCUUGGAUGUGGUAAAGCCAUCAGUGCUCCUGGAAAUUCCAAAUUUGGUCAGGGAAAUGAACCAACCUGGCUGGAUGAUGUUCAGUGUAAAGGAACUGAGAGCUACAUAGAUCAGUGUUUACACAGGGGAUUUGGAGUAGAGAACUGUGGACAUGAUGCAGAUGCAGGUGUCGUGUGUUCAAACAUGCAGAGUCCCACACUGACUCGGAUCUCCCCAAACUCUGUGGUCUCACCUGGAGAAGUUCUUCAGUUCACAUGUACCACACCCAGUCCAACAUGCAUCUCUGUAGACUUCAGUUUCUAUAAAACUGGGACAUUAAUAAAGAAUCAAACUGCAGAGACUACAACAACAUUUAAUCUGACUGUAGAUGAAUCACAUCAGGGUCAGUACACCUGUGACUACUCCUACAGGGAAAGUGACUCCACAUCAUCCAGGAGCAACUCUAUUACCAUCACUGUGGUGAACUUGCAGCAGCCCAAUAUCUCCUUCAGUGCUGCUGAUGGAUGGUCCCACUAUGGGCCUGAAGGACCAGAAAUGAUCAGGGGCUAUGGCUUCUCCAUCAUCUGCUCCACUGAACCUCAGUAUCCAGGAGGUUCUUUCCACUUGGGGUUCAGUGGAUCCAACAUCACCAGAACUCAGUCAGCUGUUAACCACUCAGCCGUCUUCCUUUUUCCUGAAGCAGAUUUUGAUCAUCAGGGAAACUACAGCUGUACUUAUGAAGUUAACGUGUCUUCACGUACCUGUACCUCCACUCCCACUGAAGCCCUUUUCGUCACUGUGAAAGCAUCUCUGGCUCCCUACAUUGGUAUUGGAGUAGCAGGAGGACUGCUUCUCAUGUUAGUUCUACUCAUCAUUUGCUUUGUGAAGACACAGAAAAGACGGAAAUGUCAGAAAGAGAUGAAGAAUGAUUCACAGCGUGCCAAAAACACAUACGAGUUUCCCCAAGCGGAGAUUGAGACAGAUGAUGAAGAAGCUUAUGAAAACAUGGAAACGAUUUUCUACCAGAAGGAUGAUUCGGAGGACUUGGAUAACGACUACAUUAAUGUCGAGGCUGAUGAAAAAAGAAGUGAUGCGGAUUAUGCUGUGGAACAGAUACGUGACACGGACAAUGACUAUGAAGAUGCAGAUAUUUAUGCAAACUAUUUAUAGUAGUGUGGAGAACUAAAUGAUUAUCCAAUAUCCAUCAUGGUUUACAUAAAGUGAUUUAGGUACAGACACAAGUGCAGGUGAUCUGUGUUUAUUAAAAAGGUAGCAAACAAAACAGAUACAUAAUCCCAGGGCAAGUCAAGACAAGGCAAGGGUCAGACAAUGAACAGUUUUAAUCAGAAACUAAACCAAAGUGGCAAAUCAAGAGGUGCUAAAAUGGUAGACUCUUAGCCAGACUAGAUGCUGUAGUACAUGCAAAAGUAGCAGACUUUGUUGCAGUGCCUUUUGCAUUUACAACAGCAAAAGGUUCAAAUAAAAAAGGUUGUACUACUGCACUACUUAAGGGGUGUGUACGCUUAUGCAAACAGGUUAUUGUAAAUUCAUUCCUUUUUUCUCUGAAACAUUUUUAUUUGUUUCUCACUUCAGUUUUGUUAGUUACUAUAGUCACAUGAAAGGAGGACAUAGAUGUGACAUGAUUUAUCUUGUUUCAUUAUUAUUAUUAUUAUUAUUAUUAUUAUUAUUAUUAUUAUUAUUAUUAUUAUUUUACAAUAUUAAUAUUUCUCACAAUAUUAAUAUUUCUCACCUGUAACUGUAAAUAAAGUGUCUUUAGACUUUUAUUAUCUACUAUAUUAGAGUUAUCGUCAGGGGCUCCAUCAUUGUGCAUGUCCUGUAGCUCUACCUGGACCCCAAGACAGAUUGUGUAACCACGUUAAUCCUUUAUAGCAAUAUCUCUGCUCUUUUGGCAGGUUUAAGUUGUAACUUCUGUAUGUAGCACACUCAGUGUAUUCAUUUGAAUGUUCCUGUAUGGAGUGUAUUUGGUGUUGCACAAGCAAUGUUUGGAACUUUAUAUACACAAAUGUACAUACUUUGUAUACUAAUGUGUUCCCCCAUUCUAGAAACUUCUCUAAUAGAAUGUUUAUAUUUGGAUGAUUAACUGCAUGGGUUGGGUGAAUCCCAAGUGGGUAUGUUAGCUAAUGAGAAGUGGGAAAGAGAGAGGUAGGAAAGAUAGAAGGAUGUGAUGUGUCGGAGAGUGGCGUUUUCAUAAAAAGCAGUUUAAGCGUUCACUGUCUGUUCUAAAGAUUGUGUUGUAGAACAGACCGUGUGAUGCGUUAGUUGGUAUUCCAUUUUCUUAGCAAGCUAUUUCAUGGAUGCUAAUCGCUACGCUAAUAUGUUACCGCUAGUGUGAUAGAUGGACCUCGUAUAGAGUUUGUUCUCACAUGCCUCAACAAUACAGAGUGCAUUAUUGUUUAUUUUGAGAAAAUCUACUGAAUAAUUGUGAUUAUUAUUAUUUUAUUUUUUAAACUGUAUUUAAUUUGUUUAGAUGUUUGAACUGAACCAGUUGAAUUCAUUGUUUUGAAUAUGAUUGAUUAUUUUUCUGUACAAUUAUUAAUAUUGUUUCAUUUGGUUCAUGGGUUCUGUCUACUAUAAUUUAGUGUAAUUUAAAGUGUAAUGUUUUGCAGAAACAUUUACUGAACAUUUGAUUUUGUUGAGUUAGUGAGUUAGUUUUAUUAGACGAUUUUUAGGUAAUGGGACUUUAUAAAUACUAUAAUUUGAUUUCCCUUUCUUGACCUAUUUUAUUAAUAAAUUCAAUUUGUGUUAAUCCUUAAAAGUCUUUCUGGUGUUGGAAUUUGAUCUCUAAAACUAUU
Hemibagrus wyckioides is the source of this 3840-nucleotide messenger RNA. RefSeq names its product deleted in malignant brain tumors 1 protein-like. The record is from RefSeq and is a predicted model, not a curated record. The coding region runs from base 233 to 2197 and encodes 654 amino acids. The transcript has 9 exons. Gene Ontology annotation, cellular component: membrane. Lineage: Eukaryota; Metazoa; Chordata; Actinopteri; Siluriformes; Bagridae.